GCAAAUCGUUUUAUAUUAUUCUACCGCGGUUACAAGUUCAGAGGUGUCCCCGUGUGCUGCCAUCACCUAACCGACAACACCAGAGGACCAAAGCAACCGUGCGUGUCUGCAAGCGGUCAUCGGAUUCCCGCCAUUAGCCAAAUCAACGUCGUCGCAUCAGGUUCGGAACCCCUUUUGGAGUGCGGAUUCUGUGCUCUAGUCGGACGUGCUCCCAGCAGUGUUUCAAGUGAAAUCGCAAGUUGAUUCGAGUGAAGAUGAAAUUUUUGAUCGCAUUUGCUUUCGUUCUGGUCUCCUGUUACAUCACCAACGCACAGGAAGAUGUCCAGCUGGUGCAAUUUACCAACGAGAACAACGUAGAUGGAAGUUACAACUUUGCCUACGAGCAAUCCGACGGUCAGAAGCGCCAGGAAAAAGGAGAAUUGAAACAAGUGGAAGGUUCCGAAACGCCUGCCAUUUCCGUGAGCGGCUCGUAUGAAUUUACAGAUCCUGAUGGAAGCCGGUACCGCGUAGAUUACACCGCCGAUGAACGUGGAUACCGACCGACGGUUACCAAGCUUUAAGCUUCGCUUGCUUUUAUUUUAAUCUUUGAGUGCAGCAAGUUUGUGUAUGAGAUUAAGCGAUUUUUUAAUUAUUUGAUUGUUGCAAAUAAAGCAAUUUAACAUUUGCCGUGGGAAUUGUUACAUUUCACCACACUCACAACUUUUAAA
Wyeomyia smithii (pitcher-plant mosquito) is the source of this 707-nucleotide messenger RNA. Its product is annotated as endocuticle structural glycoprotein SgAbd-5-like. NCBI's taxonomy places the organism in Eukaryota, Metazoa, Arthropoda, Insecta, Diptera, Culicidae. The record is from RefSeq and is a predicted model, not a curated record. Bases 255 to 560 code for a protein of 101 amino acids. Gene Ontology annotation, molecular function: structural constituent of chitin-based larval cuticle. The transcript has 3 exons. Gene Ontology annotation, cellular component: chitin-based extracellular matrix.